Molecule: messenger RNA, 1975 nt
Organism: Cuscuta epithymum
Lineage: Eukaryota; Viridiplantae; Streptophyta; Magnoliopsida; Solanales; Convolvulaceae
Source: the annotation of a GenBank genome assembly
CCCCACCCAGCCUAGUCCUUCUCUGUAUAUUCUUUUGUCGGCAAAGCUAGCAUCGCUCCCUCUCUAUAAUCGCCGGUGGCGAUCAUCUCCUUAUCACCAAAGUUCAACUGCUGGUGUUCUCUAUGGACCAAUAGCUACACACAUUAUGAUGUCGAACACCACCGUCUUCGCCUCUACCUCAUCUCAGACAGCUGAAACUGGCGAGGGAAACUGUAUUAUGCGUGCUUUGUUACGUGGAAGUUAUGACUGGAAACUGCCACGUUUUCUUAUCUGAGAAUCCCAAGAUCUGCUGCAUGCGUGUUUUGUAUUUUUUCUGAGAGACCACAUGGAGUUUGGCUCAACUUUGUAAUUUUUUAGCCUAUUUAUUUAUCAAAGUAUGACGCAAGGCUCCAAAAUUUUCCUGGGCGGGAACAGUUAGGGGACAGACGGUCCCCUUUUAUAUAUUUAAAGAUUCUCGUGACGUGUUCGAAUAUCAUUGGAUUUAUUGCGUCGAAAAAUAAUGAACAAGUGAAUCCAGUGUCAACUUCCUAACCCAAACAAACACUUCUGCAGCUGCCAUGACAGUUAGGAGACGAGCUUCAAAAGAACAGUCCAGUGAAGGUGCUGUCCUGGACUCCGGCGAUCCCAAAAGGAGCCCUAAGUUUGACGAUGAAUCGAAUAUUACUCCUUCAAAAGCUCCAUUAAUGCUCAAAUGCGCCGCAAUUUUUUCGAUCCCAUACUUUUACUUGAUCUUCUACCACUAUCGAAUAGAACCAGAGCUCCGUAGAUCCAUCGUAAUUAAUGCUAUAAUUAGCUUGGUCGGAUACUUCUUAACCCUGGCUAUCAUCCCAGUAGCCUCGAAAUAUGUCAUCAGAAGGAACUUAUUCGGAUAUGAUAUCAACAAGAAGGGCACCCCUCGAGGAACCAUUAAAGUGCCAGAGUCGCUGGGGAUUGUUGUUGGGAUUGUUUUCUUGAUCGUGGCUAUCUUGUUUCAGUAUUUUAAUUUCACAGCGGAUUCAAUUUGGCUUGUUGAGUACAAUGCUGCAUUAGCUUCAAUCUGCUUCAUGAUGUUGCUUGGAUUUGUUGAUGAUGUUCUUGAUGUGCCAUGGAGAGUGAAAUUACUUUUACCAUCUAUCGCGGCACUUCCGUUGUUGAUGGCAUAUGCUGGGCAUACAACUAUUAUUAUACCAAAGCCUUUAGUUUCAUACGUCGGAAUAGAAGUUUUGGAUUUAGGAUGGAUUUAUAAACUUUAUAUGUGGCUCUUGGCUAUAUUUUGCACAAAUUCAAUCAAUAUCCAUGCUGGUAUCAAUGGGCUUGAAGUGGGGCAGACAGUUGUUAUUGCAGCAGCUAUUAUCAUGCAUAAUAUCAUGCAAAUCGGAGCAUCCAGUGACCCUGAGUACAAACAAGCCCAUGCGUUUUCUCUUUACCUUGUUCAGCCAUUGAUUGCCACUUCCUUGGCGUUACUUUCUUACAAUUGGUAUCCUUCCUCGGUCUUUGUUGGUGACACCUUCACCUACUUUGCUGGAAUGACCAUGGCAGUAGUUGGCAUUUUGGGCCACUUUAGCGAAACGCUUCUGAUAUUCUUCACCCCACAAGUUUUGAACUUCCUGCUGUCACUACCUCAGCUAGCUGGUAUUAUCCCUUGUCCACGGCAUCGACUGCCUAAGUUUGAUCCUCAGACUGAGCUACUGACUGGUACAAAUGAUGGAACAUUAGUGAACUUCUUCUUAAGACGAUUUGGAAGAAUGUCCGAACAGUCUCUAUGCACUGUAUUACUACUUUUCCAGGGCAUCUGCUGCUGCUUCUGUUUCCUGCUAAGGUGGCUUCUUACUGGUUGGUAUAAAUAAUGAUCGGUUGCCAUAACACAAAGAAUAUAUAUUUCCUCUGGUGAGCACAUAAAUGAAUGAGAUGAGAUCCCCAUUGUAGUCUUGUUGAAACUUUUUAUUAUCAUGAUUUGACCAACCCACCCCCAGAAUUGCACCAAGAAAACUUUUUU